GAUCAUGAUUAUGUCAACACACUUGAAACCUUAACAACUGUUUUAAACAUUAUCAGUAUUUUAUCCUUGUUGACCUUGUUUGUGCUUUACAUGAUAGUUCCCGGAUUACGCACACUCCCUGGUUUGAAUAUUAUGAACACAACUUUUUCUCUUUUUUGUAUGCAAAUUACUUAUACAGUAGCAAAUGUUUUACAAAGAUCGACUUUGCUUUGUAAGAUAACAGGUGUUAUUUUACAUUAUUUCUGGCUUUCCCUUUGCUGUUGUCUUUUCAUCUGCUCUUUUCAUAUGUUCAGGACCUUUUCAAGGUACACACAGAAUGCAAGUAAUCGUGGUCAAAAUAUAAGAGCUACUUUUACUUUUUACGUUUUCUUUUGUUAUUUUACUCCCUUUAUAAUUAUCGGUGUUAAUAUAACUUUCACGUUUGCUUUACAAGGGAAGAUCGGAUACGGGGAAUACUUGUGCUUCGUUGAAAAUUUCAUUCAAAACAUUGCCACUUUUAUCGCCCCCUUAACUGUUACUUGUACGGUUAAUAUUGUCUUGUUUAUUUUUACUCUUCUUAACAUCAGAUUUGCUAAAAACAUCCGGAAAUCGAAAGAAAACAAAUCGGAGCUCCUUAUUGCAAUCAAACUAUUCAGUCUGACUGGAACAGUAUGGAUUCUCCAGGUGUUGGAUGGUCUUUUGCAGAUUUCAAUUUUUUCCUUUAUUGUUACUUUUCUGACGUCUUUACAAGGCUUCUUCAUUUUUUUGAGUUUUUCUAGUUCUCCAGGAAUUUUGAACUUCUUAAACACCUUCUUUUGCAAAAGAAAUAAUAACCAAAUGGGAGAAGGAGAAAUUAAAUAAGUAGCUUCAAAUGGUUGUUUACGAGGAAUUG
This is a messenger RNA of Saccostrea echinata, 871 nucleotides long. RefSeq names its product latrophilin receptor-like protein A. NCBI's taxonomy places the organism in Eukaryota, Metazoa, Mollusca, Bivalvia, Ostreida, Ostreidae. Bases 91 to 840 code for a protein of 249 amino acids. The record is from RefSeq and is a predicted model, not a curated record. Gene Ontology annotation, molecular function: G protein-coupled receptor activity. Gene Ontology annotation, cellular component: membrane. The transcript has a single exon. Gene Ontology annotation, biological process: cell surface receptor signaling pathway; G protein-coupled receptor signaling pathway.